AUGCAGGCUGCUGUGGUUGUUGGUACAGUGGUUGAUAGAGUGGGUAAGUUGGGUAGUAGAGUGGUGCCGUCUCGUACGGACGAUACGGAGCGCAACAAGCACACGUCGCCUUUCUGUGAACCGAGCAGCUAUCUUGCAGCAUCUGUCGCAGCUCGUCGAGGAGUAGCCGUUCCCGACCUCGAAUUAUUCGAAAUUACGAUUGUCUUACGAGUUUACAUUUGUGCAUACGCUUCUGAUUCGAAAGCUGGUUCACGGGGAAAAUCAGCUCCUUACUUUCGAUCGGUCGAAUACACCAGUGAAAGCAUCUGA
Angiostrongylus costaricensis is the source of this 309-nucleotide messenger RNA. The record is from the annotation of a GenBank genome assembly. NCBI's taxonomy places the organism in Eukaryota, Metazoa, Nematoda, Chromadorea, Rhabditida, Metastrongylidae.